GUCUUAUCUUUGGUAAAGCGGUAAAAUGGUUUAUUUACUUUAUUUGUUAUUUAGUGCUUCAAAGAAUAUAUAAAGGGCCAUUCGACUCCUUAUUCCACACAUCGCCUCGAUUCAGGGAAGGGUCCUCCAGCAAUUUGACGGUAGACUUAAACCAGUAUCAAACAAGAAGUCUGUGAAAAAAUGUACAGCAACGUUGAAAAGGUUGCAUUCGUUAUUUUCUUGAUGGCUGUGCCCUUGUCGCACUGUAACACAUUACGAAACGCAUUCACGGAAGAGGAUUUAACUCCUAUAGUAGAAAAUCUCAAAUGGGACGACAAAGAGGAGCAAACAGCCAUGGCAGAUAGCUUCCACCAAGAGAGGUACGAAGACAACACCUCAACGGUAUGCAAUGACAUGAGAAGUGUUCAGGAGGAGCUGAGAAAAUGUUGUCCAAAUGGCUGUCACAUUUUCGUCAGCAUAACUUGUAAAUUAAAAUUUUGCGGAAGAUGUAAAAAUUGA
This is a messenger RNA of Pocillopora verrucosa, 498 nucleotides long. NCBI's taxonomy places the organism in Eukaryota, Metazoa, Cnidaria, Anthozoa, Scleractinia, Pocilloporidae. The record is from RefSeq and is a predicted model, not a curated record.